ACUCCAGGGAGGGCUAAAAAUAGGUCCACGUGUAUGUACUGAGUCUGUCUAAGUGGUCAGUGUGUAUUUUAAUAGAUAAGGUGUCAUGAAAAUAACCCCCCAGAUAAGGGUAUAAAAGGUAGCUCCGCAGCGUCUCGGUCUGAUUGUAGACCGCGGCGCAGCGGUUUAGGCUGUGAUGUGGGUAGUGGUGUUCCUGCUGCUGGGGGCAGCUGCCUCGCAGGCUUCUGCGGAGCAGACCGUCCUUUGCGGCAGAGAACUGGCCAAGGCACAUUCAAUGUACUGUUACGGCAUAGAUCCCUUCCCUGCCGAAGCCGUUGAGUCCAGCCUUUCAUCGUUACCGAUAGGAGAUUCAAAGUUUUUGCCAGAGAUACCAGAACGCUUCGCGUUUCGGGCGCGACGUACCGCCGGGGCGCGGCUCGCGUCGUCGAACCUCGUCGAGGCCUGUUGCCUGAAGCCCUGUCAUGUCACCGAACUGCUCAACCAUUGCUGAAUUUUGCUAUUGUACCUCUUUAAGUCAUUAAAUUUAAAUUAUUAGUC
Cydia splendana is the source of this 537-nucleotide messenger RNA. RefSeq names its product insulin-related peptide 2-like (gene BmILP). Gene Ontology annotation, molecular function: hormone activity. Gene Ontology annotation, cellular component: extracellular region. Lineage: Eukaryota; Metazoa; Arthropoda; Insecta; Lepidoptera; Tortricidae. Bases 176 to 490 code for a protein of 104 amino acids. The record is from RefSeq and is a predicted model, not a curated record. The transcript is spliced from 3 exons.